Molecule: messenger RNA, 9345 nt
Organism: Epinephelus fuscoguttatus (brown-marbled grouper)
Lineage: Eukaryota; Metazoa; Chordata; Actinopteri; Perciformes; Serranidae
Gene: cbfa2t3
Product: CBFA2/RUNX1 partner transcriptional co-repressor 3
Exons: 12
Coding region: 1174-3183 (669 amino acids)
Biological process (GO): DNA-templated transcription; negative regulation of DNA-templated transcription
Cellular component (GO): nucleus
Molecular function (GO): transcription corepressor activity
Source: RefSeq, a predicted model, not a curated record
UACAGCGAGGACAGAGAGAGGAGGAGGAGGAGAGAGCCGCGGUUACUGCGUACAGUGAGCUCCGCUCUGCUCCGCUCAUCAGUGAAGACAAAACAAGUCUGAAACCCCCCCUGAAAUUGUGACUCGACGGGAAAAGAAGCGUUAAAAUAUGCUCAGCUGACUGGUUUUCUGCGGGAGAAGUGGAUCUCUUUACAACACCAUCUGAAGACAGAUCGGCGGAGGAUCGGCGCGUCGGCGGAGGAGAAGGACCGUACAGAGAAACGUGGUACUAACACCAGCCUGUUCUCGGGCUGUGAAGAAACUGUGUUUUUAAAACAUUUAAAAGAAACAGAAUUAAUCACUGCGGAUGUAUAAGGACUUGUUCCUGACACCACGGACUGUGGCUGAACUGUGAACUAAAGGACAGGGGGUUAAAGUUGUCACAGGAGGAAUAAUAGACGCACCCUGCAAACAAGAGGAUCCGCAUCUCAAUCAUUUGCGCUUUUACAUGGGAGACGCGAGGAUUUGUGGACAAAGUAGAAACCUGUUCAUAGUUUUGCCUGCUUGAAAGCGAACACACAAGAAAGGACGUUUUUUUUCUGGCAGUUGAUACUGUAUUUUUUUUUUAUAUUUUAUUUCCUCUAUCUGGGAUGGUUAAAAUGAGCAAGAGAGCGGAUUUACAUGACCGGGACAAGUUGUGAUUUUUUUUUUUUAUCACAUCACCUUCAACACAAGAAGCUGUUUGCUUUUAAAGACAAAUACAAACCAGACUGCAAAACCAAAGACAUCGAUGUGCUUAAGGAUCCAAGAGCCCUUACUUUGAUUUCAUUUCUUCUUUCUUCGAUAUAACUGAGAAGAGAAAUACCUCAUAAUUUAUUAUACCUGGAAAGUCAAAGCCCAUUUGAAGCCCCCCUCCAAAGGAAAGUUAAACAUUUUCUUUUGUGUCAAGACUGUGGCGUUUGCCUCUCUUUCCUCUCAAUAUUUCAUAAACAAAGCAACAACAACAACAACAAAAAAGGAAUAACACCUGAAUAGUUCCCCGCACUAUCUUUUAUUUUUUCCUCUCCAAAUAAUGAGGAUUGAGACGAUAUAAAAACCUGUUUCACAAACUAUUCGGUGUGGAUUAUCACCGCUACAAUUACCUCAGUUUGACCUCGACCUUCACAAAGUAGCAGAGUGCAGAAGGUUGGAACAAUGCCAGAUUCACCUGCGGAUGUGAAAACCCAGCCCAGGUCCACCCCACCCACCAUGCCUCCUCCACCCCCGGCGGUCAGCCAAGCAACCAAUCGCAAUGCUUCAUUCACCCCCGCUACCAGUAAAUCAAUGCUGAAUGGGAGCAGCCACUCUCCUACAUCGCUGAACGGUGCUCCCUCCACUCCUAACGGCUUCAGUAAUGGGCCGGCCAUGUCGUCGACGGCCUCGCUUUCCAACCAGCAGCUCCCGCCGGCUUGUGGUGCCCGGCAACUUUGCAAGCUGAAGCGCUUCCUGACCACGCUGCAGCAGUUUGGCAACGACAUAUCGCCUGAGAUUGGGGAGAGGGUGCGCAGCCUUGUGCUGGGGCUGGUGAACUCCACUCUCACCAUCGAAGAGUUUCACUCCAAACUUCAUGAGGCCACCAACUUCCCUCUGAGGCCGUUUGUCAUUCCCUUCCUGAAGGCAAACCUGCCCCUGCUGCAGAGAGAGUUGCUUCACUGUGCCAGGUUGGCCAAGCAGACUCCAGCUCAGUAUCUGGCCCAACACGAGCAGCUUCUCCUGGACGCUAAUGCCAGCUCGCCCCUCGACUCCUCCGAGAUCAUGCUGGAGAUGAAUGAGCACGGCAAAAGAAGGACCCCUGACAGGACCAAAGACAGCUCGGACAGAGAUGGGUUGCACCCAGAGCACCUGGCUAAAAGGCCCUGCACCAUCAGCCCCAGUCAACGCUUCAGCCCCAGCACGGGUCUUCCUGCUCACCCGCCUCCCAAUGGCCUCCCCACACACCCUCCCAACGGCCUACCCCACCCACCAAACCCCCAAGUGGGACCCCAACACUAUCGCUUAGAAGACAUGGCCCUGGCACACCAAUACAGAGACGCUUACAGACAUAAUGAACACCGCGAAGCCCGGGACAGACACCGGCAGACAGCAGUGCACGGUGCCCGCCAAGAGGAGGUGAUCGACCAUCGUCUUACAGAUCGAGAGUGGGCAGAGGAAUGGAAGCACCUAGAUAAUCUCCUGAAUUGCAUCAUGGACAUGGUGGAGAAGACGCGCCGCUCUCUGACGGUGCUGCGCCGCUGCCAGGAGGCCGACCGGGAGGAGAUGAAUCACUGGAUUCGGCGCUACAGCGACGUGGAGGAGAUGAAAAAAGGUGGGAGCAACGGACAGCACUGCCUUCCUCCUCCUCCUCCUCCUCUUCCUCCUCCUACUCCUCACCACAACUCCUCCUCCAACACAGCUAGCAGCAGCGAGUCACUGCCCAUAGGAACUCCCUCGGCUGCUGAAAGGCAGACAGGCAGACAGACAGAGAUCCACCGAGACUUCUUACACAGGCCUCCCUCAGGAUACCUGCCAGAAGAAAUCUGGAGAAAAGCUGGUACUACAAGCAUCCCGCUCUCCCCAGCACUAAAGCACCUCCAAAACAGGCAGGAGGAGGCUGUGAAUGAGGUGAAGCGGCAGGCGAUGUCAGAGCUGCAGAAGGCGGUGUCAGACGCCGAGAGGAAAGCUCACGAGAUGAUUUCAGCCGAACGCUCUAAAAUGGAGAGGGCGCUGGCCGAGGCCAAGAGGCAGGCCUCUGAGGACGCACUAACAGUCAUCAACCAGCAGGAGGACUCCAGUGAAAGCUGCUGGAACUGCGGGAGGAAAGCCAGUGAGACGUGCAGCGGCUGCAACACGGCUCGCUACUGCGGCUCCUUCUGUCAGCACAAAGACUGGGAGAAGCACCACCAUGUCUGUGGUCAAGGCCUGCAGGGGAUGCCAGGGGGCAGCAGCGUCCCUCUCGGCACCCCGUCCUCCUCCUCCACCUCCUCGGCAUCCUCCAGCGCGCCCCCCACCCACUCGGAGAGCACUCCUCCAGGAGCCCUGUCCUUGGCGGGCCAGAGCAGUAUUGCGGGAGGGGCCGGCAGCGGCAGCGGAAGUGUCUCUGCCAGCCCCAAGGAGAGCAGUUCCAGUAGUGCCUCUCGCUCCACGACUCCAGCUACCCCUGCCCUACUGGAUGCCACCUCUCGCUGACGUCUGACCCUUGUCCCUUCCCUGCAUACUGAUGCGACGGUGCCCACACUCCACACAAAACCAAACUGAGGAAUCUUCAUCGCACAUUGCUCCCUUUUCUCCUCCCCUACUUUAGUCCUUAUUUCCCUCUUAUCCUAAGCUCUCCUGAAAAUCCUCUCACUACCUGAUGUUAGACUGCUUUUCUGAACUCGUCACCCUCCCUUCCUUCCCCCCCAAAAAAUACUUUUUCUGUCUUUGUCUCUUUCACAACCACAGCCACAAAUACAAAGAUUCCAGCCUGGGGUUCAGUGUAGUGGAAAGCAUGAAAGUGUCUCCUAUCUCUGUGCUCAGUCACAGAAACAUAUCCGAUGUGUUUGCUGAAAACAUGACUUGAAGAUGUGACUAAGAUGUGCCCUCAGUAAUGGAAGCACGUUAAAUACUGUCCGCCUAAGGACACAAGACAAGGGCUGUGGUAAGGCAACAAUGAUGGGGGGAUGACUAGGCUGAUUAGCACUUGGAUCGGAUUUCCCUUUAAUUUAGCACCAAUGAGAGAACAGUACCCAGCCCUGAGAUGUGCACUACCAGUGCAAACAGUUCACUGAUGUGGCACUUAUUCUACAGUGUCCUACCGGAGACAGGCAAGGACAAAAUACCUUUUUUUCAAAUGGAUGAGGGAAGGGGAAAACCUGUGAUGUGAUAAAUUCCUCAGAAACACAGCUUAGUAUUUAUUAAAUGUUUCUUUCUGGCUUUAAGGGAAAAUAAAGAAAAGUCCAAAUAUUCUAAAUAAAGAAUAGUAGUGCUGAUGAUGAUGAUAAUAAUGAUAUGAAAAUAAAUUAAUUUUAAACUGCUAACUACCUUGCUAGCGAGCCAAGAAAAUCUACACCGGACUCACCUCUCUGAACCAUUGUGAACCCAAAUGAAUUCAAAGAUGAAAAAUAACAUGAUCCAAACCUUUGUAUUACACUGCCAAAGUGAGUAAGUAAGCGAUAAGGAGAAGCACUCAUCUUAUAACCAAACGCAAAGCAACAUCACCUCCUCAGCAGAUAAGCCAGCCCUGGGAGGACCAGGCUGCAGGGACGCUGCAGAACGGGACCCAGAGGUAGUCAGACAUUUAAAAAAAAAAACUGCUUUGAUCUGCAGCUGCCUCCUGCAGUCUGGACAAAAUGACAGCGAUUCCUCAGUGAUGGCCCAGACUAGUGAAUAUGGACGAUGCUGUGAACUUGCCUACAAGAAAGACUUAAUGAAAUGGAUGGAAACCCUGCCACAGUGUGAUUUUUUUGUGAAUGGUAACAGAGAGGGACGGAGAGAAAAAAACAAGAGGAAAGGAAAAUGUACACAGCCUCAAAGGAGAUGAAGAAACAUACAUGGCAAUGGAGCUGCCAAAAACCUCAAAACAAGCUUGAAAACAUUGUCCGAGAAGGCAUUGCAUACUACGGAGACGUAUGAGAAGAAUGUUUGUAAGUUGUUUUUUUUUUUAAAGCUCCACAACGGGGAGAUAUUUCAAGGAAUUGCUGUUACCUUUACAUUCACUCCCUCCUUUUCCAAAGCAUGAUAAACAGAUGAAAGAGCCUAGUAAAGGGCGGUGUAGACUUGGAUCUCCUCUCUCUUUCUACCUCCCCUCACCCCACACCUCCCUUCUGCGCUCUUCCCCGACUACUUGACUCAAGUCUGCCCCUUAACCCCAGCCUGCUUUGGACAGAGCCUCGGAGCAGUCACGUGGGAAGGGUUCGAACCUGCUUGUAGAUAUUGUUCCUCUUUUCAAAUUUCAAUAAUGUCUCUUGUCGCUGAUGUCCACAUGUGCUGCCCUUGUGUAUAUCCAGAAAGACGGACUUUGUUUUUUGGUUUCGUUACCUUUCAUUUUUCCUCCUUUAAGUUUGGGCUGAGCAGUGAAGUCAGAACAAGGAGGAAACUCGCUUAUGAGAGGAAGCCCCACAUUGUACUUAUUGUUUGAUUUGUUGUAUCUAUAUUAAUGAGAUGAAACCCCUCUUGUAGAAUAUUUUGUAUUGCUCGCAUUGUAAGACAGUGAGAGGACGGAGGUGCAAUAUGAAGAGAAUUCAGCUACUGAAUGGAACCUCAGCAACUGCCCAUAGGGUGUCAUAUAAUAUAGAUACAUAUAAAUAUAUUUAAAGUAACAUCAGUAACUUAAUGUGAAUGUACAUAGUAUUUAAAGAGGUCCAAAAAUGUGUUUGCCAAAUAACAGAAACCUUUAAAGUUUAAUGUCCAGAAUAUGAUUUUCUCACAGUACAUUUAUUUCUCAAAUUCAUCAACUCCCUUUAUUAUUUUUUUUCUCUUUCUCUCACUUUCAAUUUUCACUCAAAUCAAAGUGUCAUGUGAUCUUGAGUGGAGGAGACUGUUGGUAACAGAGGUAAAGUGGUUUCAUACAGUACCACAAUGCAUGCAGCAGAAAAUGGAUGAAAACAGAUUAAGGGUGAAUGGACACUACAAGACUUCCUGAACAUUUCUAAAUCAAUUAAUAAGGCCUUAAUCUACAACAUUUCAAAAAUCCACAUUGCACUACGCCAAGAAAACUUGUUCAUGUUUCAUUUCAGUCUUCUUAAUUUGAAUGAGAAGCAGUAAUUGGGAAUAAAUGUCAUUGUCACGUGCUUCAUUCACCCCCUUGGUCAGUUUACAUCCUGCAGGAGGGGACGCAGCAGUGUGUACUGACAAAAACAAAUGCCUAGUCAAUAUUUAAAAAAAGAAGAAGAAGAAAAAAGUGGUGGCUCAGUUUUAAAUUUAGCUCCAUCACACCAAAUUUAGGACUCAUCAAACUUAAUAUGUCAUGUCUAAGGUUUUGUUUCCACCCCUGAAGGGACCCCUCGCUCUCUCUUGGUCCUCAUCAACCUGUGUGUGUGUGUGUGUGUGUGUGUGUGUGUGUGUGUGUUGUUAGGAGUGUCUGUUUCCCCCAAGGUGCAGGACAAGCCAUUACUGUAGGAUUAAGUGAAAUGCCAGUGUUAAGCUACAGUAAACCUCAAAGCUACCAACCUUGUAAGGUUGUUUUUUCCCACUAAUUAUUGUUUAUUUGUAAAGAUGCAAUUUGAACAUAAGCUGAUAAUCUGGGUUAGUUCUUUAUUUCCAGGCCAAGAGAGAAGCAUCACCUCUUUAGGUUUAUUUAAUUGUUUUUUUCCAGCCCUUCCCACAUGCUCCAGUAAACACAUGUAUGUUAAACAGUCUCUAGGCCUUUACUUAAAGAUCCAGUGUGUAGGAUUCAGGGGCAUAUAUUGGCCGAAAUGGAAUAUAACAUGAUAAGCAUGUUUUCUUUAGUGUAUAAUCACCUGAAAAUAAGAAUCAUUUUUGUUUUUGUCACCUUAGAAUGAGUCGUUUAUGGCGAUCGCAAUCUUGCAUUGCCAUGUUUCUACAGUAGCCUGGAAAGGACAAAGAUACACACUGGCUCUAGAUAGGGACAUUUGCCUUUUUGCCUUUUUGCAUCAGCCACUGUAGUUAGCAGCCCCUCUGCAAGAGCCAGACAGCAUCAUAAAAACAUAGAUUUUUAAUGUGAAAAUGCUUCAAAUCAGUGUUUUUACCAGUUUAAACCACCGGGUCCAUUUAUUUCGGAGAGAAAGAGACCUCUGUGGAUAAUUUGGCUUCCCAUAAAAACCUCCUGAAUGUCUAGAUUUAGCUUUAUUUGUGGUUUUUACCAGUUUUAAUCACCCAGUCUGUUAAUUUUGGAGGGGGAAAGACCUUUGCGGAUAAUUCGGCUACUGGUAAAAACCUCUUAAACAAUGAACACUAAAGGAAUCCUAACCAGGAGGUCAUACUUGGCACAUGGGAGAAGUUUCAGCUGGUUGCAAUCUGCAGUCCACACCAUUAGAUGCCACUAAAUCCUACACACUGCUCCUUUAAAGGCCUGUUACCCUGCUCACACUUAUGUAAUAUUGAUCAUUGUAAACCUAACAUAGCUGGCCUCAUACACACUUGGACCAAACUUAGGAAAAAAAAUAGCUAACUUUGUUUUUUGCAGUGAGCGUUGUGGAAAACUUGUCAUCAACAGAUGGAUAACAGAUGAAACCUUUUAUUUAGACUAUCUGAGACACUUAAUUCAAAUGAGCUAAGCUGUAAGGUACUCCUGCAUCUGUGUGUAGCAUCCAUGUAUGUUUGUUAUAAUUACCAUGAUUUUUUUUUGUGUGUGUCAUUUGCUCCUUUCUCCCCCCUCAAUGUCUAAUUCCUCCACUACCACCCCAGACCACGUCUUUACAACCCCCCUUCACACUAGCUACCUCCUGUGACCAUACAGCUAACCACCAGGAGAGGUUGACCUGGACUUUGAAAAGCUGGGCUAAGAGCAGACAUGGAAGCGCACACUCAAAAGCAAUCGUAUGAAUCCGUCUAAAAAAAAUGCUAAAAGCGUUGAAAGGAAUUGCCAUUACUCGUGAUGUGGAAGAAUAUUUACUCCCACCAGACUUCACACGAUUGAUCACAUCCCACCAACCAAACCGAUACUGCUGGAAUUUAGUACACAUAACAGUCAAACCCGCAUAUUACCAAACUGAACACAGAGUCGACCAUGACAUGCCAUCUGUUGUCCGAAACCAAUAAAAGCACAGACCAAAGUACUCUAUUGCCAUAAUAGGCUUUGAUGCAGUGUGUAUUGUCAGACCAGAAAUAAUAAGGUUAGAAGCUCCACUACACCACUUAACCAAAGUGUCUGAAAUACACACAAUUAGAGCACACAAGAGUGAAGAGCACGCUGAGUUUCAAAUGUGUAGAAUUCUUAUUCAAGCAAUCAAAGCGCUUGUUGUCUACAUGUUGAAUAGUGCUUCUGUAAAAAUAAUAGAAGCAUCUCCUUCGGAAAAGCCUACUGAUUGUGUGUUCUUACAGUUACAAAGCCUUGCAGAGAUAAAGUGAAUGCAUGGUUGGUGUGUGUGUGUUUGUGUGUGUGUGUGUUACUGGCGGUGUGCCUGUUUUUGUAGAAAAAAAAAAAAUCUUACCUUUGUCUUCGUGUCUCUGUACAAACUACUUGAAACCUUCAGAGCUUUAAUGAAACAUCCUAGACAGACUAUAGUGGCAGAUAGAUUCACAAUAUGUAGCAACAGCUUUGUGCAGUAAAAUAAACGUACCUGCAUCACGGACAACAUUUUAAUGACAGUUCCAUUCAACUUGUACAAGCUUUAUGUGUGCCUCCGUGUCUGCAGGUAAGCCCUCAGAUAAACUAAACAAAGCCAAACCCAGUAGACCACUUAUAAAUGACCAAAAUACAACCAAAAGCUACAACUUUUCUUUUCACACUUUGGUUGAGGUUUUUGUGUUACGUCCCAGCAUUAGAGAACUUCACUGUGGUUGAUUGUGUGGAGCUGUAGAGGAAUGAGCAAACUGUCCUUCACUGAGAUUCUCCCUCCUGAUUUUAUUGGACAGGACACAAAAGAUCAGAUCAAUGUUCUGUCCAGCCGGGCGCAAGCUUCAUUAAGUCAUGAAACAAAUGAGAUUCAUGCCGAGGUGUCGUACACUUUUCUCUGUGAAGAUAUUAAUAGAUGGCAAACGCAUAAGGGCUCUGCUGUUGUGAAUAUCAUCCAAGGGUCUCCGAACACUUUACAUCAGCCACUUUUCUGUUUGUUUAACUAUGUACAUGAUAACGGGCAAAACGCAUGUUUAGAAAAGGCAAAUAUUAGCAGGUUGGCAUUUGUUUCUCCCUUCCCCCCUGACCAGUAACUCUACCAAUGAAGUUUCAAGGCUCAUCUGAUGUGAUGGUGACACAUCCUUCCUGUGAAACAGGCACUGAUGAAUAGCUACAGUAGAAAGCUAAAGUGGCAAACAGUGGAUACAGCACUUGUUUCCCCCAAAGCCACGGCUCAGGAUGGUCCUGUUUUUACCUUUACAUAAAUUAAAAAAAAAAAAAAAGGUUUAUGUUUUUUUUUAUGUGUAGGGAAGCAUUCUAUACUGUAUUGUGCAAUACAUUAUUACAGAAAAAACAUGUUUCUGUAGGAAAGGUUGGCGCUUUGAAGAUCUUUCUCCUUUUGUUUUAUUUCCCUCUUCAAAAAGGUCCUGUUGCCGUUUUUAGAUGAAGUUAACUGUGCCAGAAGAAUUAAAUUCUGAUUUGUAUUUAUUUCUUGCAUGCUUUCCUCCCUGUUGCUAAUACCGCUCUUUAACUGUUCGCUCUGUUGGAUGUGUGAAGCUGUAAAACAUUCUAAUUCAGGUUAUUGUCUGUGUUGAACAAUGUAACUGUGUAAUUAAAACAUGAAAUGAAGUAUU